Messenger RNA from Phascolarctos cinereus (koala), 966 nucleotides. Its product is annotated as olfactory receptor 6K2-like. The record is from RefSeq and is a predicted model, not a curated record. Gene Ontology annotation, biological process: G protein-coupled receptor signaling pathway. NCBI's taxonomy places the organism in Eukaryota, Metazoa, Chordata, Mammalia, Diprotodontia, Phascolarctidae. Gene Ontology annotation, cellular component: membrane. Gene Ontology annotation, molecular function: olfactory receptor activity; G protein-coupled receptor activity.
UUCCUUCAGAUGGAGAACAGUAACUGGACCACUGCCCAAGAGUUUAUCUUCUCUGCAUUCCCUAGAGACUGGGGAGAUGCUCUGACCUGCUUUGUCCCACUCCUCUUCAUUUAUGCCUUCAUCCUUAUUGGGAACUUGAUCGUCAUCACAGUUGUCCAGCUGAAUGCUCACCUCCACACCCCCAUGUAUUUCUUUAUCAGUACUCUCUCUUUCCUGGAGAUCUGGUUUACCACAACCUGUAUCCCACUCAUGUUAUCAAGCCUGCUAAGUGAGAAGAAGAACAUUUCCUUAAAUAUCUGUAUGGUGCAAUUGUAUUUCUUCCACUCCACAGGCAUCAGUGAAAUGUGCCUUUUGGGAGCCAUGGCUUUUGAUCGCUAUUUGGCCAUUUGCAAACCCCUUCAUUAUCCAACCAUCAUGACUCCCAGACUAUGUGUCCAGUUGAUCCUAGUCUGCUGUGUCUGUGGCUUCAUCACACCCCUGCCUGAGGUUGUGUGGAUCUCCACACUGCCAUUCUGUGACUCUAAUCGCCUGGAGCAUGUCUUCUGUGACUUCUUCCCACUUCUCCGCCUGGCCUGCACAGAUACCCAGGCUAUUAUUAUGAUCCAGGUGGUUGAUGUGAUCCAUGCUAUGGAGAUAGUUGCAGACAUAUUCUUCAUCCUCCUCUCCUAUGCUGGCAUUGUGGUAGUGGUCCUGCGCAUCCGUUCAGCUGAAGGUCGCCGUAAAGCCUUCUCUACUUGUGCCUCCCACCUGAUGGUUGUUUCACUAUUCUUUAGUACAGUGGGACUCACAUACCUCCGUUUCUCAGACACUCACUCUUUAAUCUGGGACAUAGCUACUGCCUUGGCAUUCACAGUUUUGUGCCCAUUUUUCAACCCCAUUAUCUACAGUUUGAGAAAUAAAGAGAUUAAGGAAACUAUAAAAAAGUACAUGAGUCAGCCAAGGAUCUUUUCUCAUAAGACCAGAUGA